UCACGUUAUGUGCUGUGCGACUCGUCUGGAAAUGGCUGGAAGCAUCCGAGGACCCGAACAGAGGAUCGUCCUUGUGGGCAAAACCGGAAGUGGGAAAAGUGCAACGGGAAACACAAUUCUGGGAAGCAACGUCUUUCAAAGUUCGAUGUCAUAUAAAUCAGUAACAAAAGUAUGUCAAAAGGAGGACACACAGCUGAACAGCAGGAAGGUUGUGGUUGUUGAUACGCCUGGCUUUUUCAAUACCUGUCAUCCACAGAAGGAUAUUGCUGCAGAAGUGAGAAACUGCGUGAAGUUUUGCUCCCCGGGUCCCCACGUCAUUCUGCAUGUGAUACGUAUUGGUCGUUUCAGCCAGGAGGAGGAGGAGGAGGCUCAGCUGAUCAAAGAGAUUUUUGGCUUUCAAGCCAAAAAUUACAUCAUUCUUUUGUUCACCCGCAAAGAUGACCUGGAAGGUAAAUCUAUUGAAAAUUUCAUAUCUGCCCAUUAUGGAAACAAGAAAUAUGUUGCUAGAUGUGGGAACCGGUUCCUGGCUUUCAACAACAAGGCCGAAGGGGCGGAACGAGAGGCUCAAGUGGCCGAACUGAUGACCAUGAUUGAUCGUCUGGUGGAAAUGAACAGAGACGUUCCUUAUUACACGGAAGAGAUGAUGAACAUCAACAAAAGACGCAAGUUCUGAUUUUUUCUCCCUU
Molecule: messenger RNA, 686 nt
Organism: Protobothrops mucrosquamatus (brown spotted pit viper)
Lineage: Eukaryota; Metazoa; Chordata; Lepidosauria; Squamata; Viperidae
Product: GTPase IMAP family member 7-like
Exons: 2
Coding region: 8-673 (221 amino acids)
Molecular function (GO): GTP binding
Source: RefSeq, a predicted model, not a curated record